Messenger RNA from Hyposmocoma kahamanoa, 1086 nucleotides. Its product is annotated as gustatory receptor for sugar taste 64f-like. The coding region runs from base 1 to 1086 and encodes 361 amino acids. Gene Ontology annotation, molecular function: taste receptor activity. Gene Ontology annotation, biological process: sensory perception of chemical stimulus; detection of chemical stimulus involved in sensory perception of taste. NCBI's taxonomy places the organism in Eukaryota, Metazoa, Arthropoda, Insecta, Lepidoptera, Cosmopterigidae. The transcript has 10 exons. Gene Ontology annotation, cellular component: membrane. The record is from RefSeq and is a predicted model, not a curated record.
AUGAGUAAAAGACAUGAUAUAAAAAGGAAUUUCUUUUUUUGGAUUCCUGUUAAAAACAACAAAAUCAACGUAGCACCGAAACUUAAGCCAAAGGAUCGUGUGGUAACAUUUCAAGAAUCGCUCAAAGCAACUUUGAUUGCUGGGCAAAUGUUUUCUUUAAUGCCAGUUAACGGAAUUUCCAGUGACAAGGCAUCUGAUGUAAAUUGUUUCAUUGUAUUGUCUUUGGCUCUCUUUGAACACAUCCUGUCCCUGCUAUCAGCAUUCGCAGGUGCUAUGGUUUGUUAUCCUAAUAUAAAUUUGUACGAAGGAUUCUCGCGACACUUUUACCCGUGGGUCUUCGAUUAUUUACCCUUUUCCUGGGUACUGGGUCCCCUUACUCAGUUUUUCCAUUUUCAAGCGACGUUUAUAUGGAAUUUCACAGACUUAUUCGUGAUAUGCAUAAGCUACUAUUUGACAUCGAGAUUGGAACAAGUGAACAAGAAACUAUUAUCUGCGCAAGGAAAGUACUUGCCUGAAGCGUUCUGGAGGACAUCACGGGAAGACUAUGGUCGAGUGACGCAAAUGGUACGCAGAGUCGAUGACGUCACCAGUGGCAUAGUUUUCAUCUCUUUCGCCAAUAACCUGUUUUUUAUUUGCUUGCAACUCUUUAAUACUUUGGAAGAUGGCAUCAAGGGUACUGGAGAAUGCAGUAGCCGAGUUCCAGGCAAUACCCACCACGCGAAACUACUAGGCGGAUAUGAAGCAGCAACAUACUUCCUGUUCUCCUUAGUGUUCCUCAUCAGUCGAUCUGUGGCCGUUUCUUUGAUUGCUUCACGAGUGAACUCAGCAUCAAACACCCCGGCUACCGUGUUGUAUGACGUGCCGUCUCCUGUAUAUUGUGUUGAGGUCCAGAGAUUCUUAGAUCAUGUGAAUGGAGACAAUGUAGCUCUUAGCGGACUUCAGUUUUUUAGCGUCACAAGAGGAUUACUGUUAACUGUUGCGGGAACCAUAAUUACUUACGAACUAGUGAUGGUACAAUUUAAUUCGCCUUCGUCAUCGAAUUCAACAACAACUGUAGCACCAUUUCUUACGACACCUACUCCUUAG